CAAAUCACGUCUCCAUCUUCUUCUAUCUCAUCCAUCUAUAAGGAUGGCUCGUAUCAUCCUCACUCUCUCUGCACACUGCUUCUCGCUCCCGCUCUGAACUUAACGCUGCAAAAAAAAUCUUGGAGUGUAUAACUGUGUAAGCUUUGCUCAAUGGCGGAGGAGAACAAGUCCGGCUCCGGCGACCUGAUGGCGAGCGGCAAGGUGGUCGCGGAGGCGACCAUGUCGGUGUUCCAGCAGAAGAGCGUGGAGGGCGUCGACAAGAAGGAGGUCGCCGGCGCCGCCGCGGACCUGCUGCACUCGGCGUCCACCUACGGCAAGCUCGACGACAAGCCGGUCGGGCAGUACAUCGACAAGGCGGAGGGGUACCUCAAGGACUUCAGCUCCGGCAGUGGCGGCGCCGCACCGCCACCGCCGGCAGCCGGAGACGCCGCAGCGCCGAAGCCAGCGGCGGAGGAGCCGCCCAAGGAGCCUGCGCCGGCUGAGAAGGAGGAAGGCAAGCCACCGUCGUCGUCGGAAGGGUUCGGUCUCGACGACGUCAUGAAGGGGGCCGAGUCGCUGAUGGAGAAGAAGGGCGGCGGGGAGGAGAGCGCCGGCAGCGGCGGCGCCGCCGGUGGGCUGUUCAAGAUGGCGCAGGGUUUCAUGAAGUAGGAGAGCUCUUUGGCUGGAUAUAUAGCUGCAUGCAUGCUUGUCUCUGGAUUGUGGCUCUGCUUUAAUUUGCUUGUUAAUUAACUGAUGAUCUGUAUGAUGUUUUGUAAAUGUCUCUCAGCUCUGUUGUUAAUUUUGUGUGGUGAAUAAUAAGAAGACAGCUACUUUGUGUGUAUAAA
Oryza sativa Japonica Group (Japanese rice) is the source of this 824-nucleotide messenger RNA. RefSeq names its product nodulin-related protein 2. Gene Ontology annotation, biological process: regulation of abscisic acid biosynthetic process; response to heat. The record is from RefSeq and is a predicted model, not a curated record. Lineage: Eukaryota; Viridiplantae; Streptophyta; Magnoliopsida; Poales; Poaceae.